Panicum hallii is the source of this 1312-nucleotide messenger RNA. RefSeq names its product serine/arginine repetitive matrix protein 1-like. NCBI's taxonomy places the organism in Eukaryota, Viridiplantae, Streptophyta, Magnoliopsida, Poales, Poaceae. The record is from RefSeq and is a predicted model, not a curated record. The coding region runs from base 126 to 1124 and encodes 332 amino acids. The transcript has a single exon.
ACCCCUCCCUCUCCUCCCUCAUGCCGACGCAGACGCAGCUGCGGCUGCAGUUGCAUUCAACCGAUCGCUGAGCAGCGCCACCUCAUUGACCCGGACCUCCCGUCCGCCCGCCCGUCGGCGUGGACAUGGGCAGCUGCGUGAGCAAGAAGGCCGCCCGCGCCGGCGCCGGCGCCAGGGGCAAGGUGGCAGCCCCGCUCCCGGUCACGGAGAAGGAGAGCGCCCACGCGCUGCCGCCGGUGGCGGAGGUGGACGCGGCGGAGGAGGAGGAGGUCAAGGAGGUGGUGCUGUCCGAGGCGCCGGCGCCGCGCCCGCCGCCGGAGCCGGUCAAGCGGAGGCAGCAGGAGCAGCCGGAGGCCGAGGAGGAGUCGGCGCCGUCCGAGGCGUGCAGCGCCAGCGACGGCACGUCGGUGGAGUCGGCCGCGAAGGCGAAGGCGAAGCUGCAGAAGCUCGGAGUGGAGCGGGAGGCGGAGAAGAGGGCAGCGGCGGACGCGCCCGGCAAGAAGGGGAGGACGGCGCCGGAGGAGAGGGAGAGCAGGCCAAGGGGCGGCGGCAGUACCGCGAACGGGCGCGCGAGGUCGCCGUCGCCCUCGUCGGCGCACAGGCGGCAGCAGCAUCCUCCGGAGCCGCGGCCGCGGCGGCGGGAGCAGCCUCCCGUGGUGUCCGGCAUCGGGUGCCGCAGCGGCCGGUUCUCGCCGUCCGCGGCGAGGCGGGCCGCCGAGAGCACCGUCCGGCGGACGCACUCCGCGCGGGAGGCCGACAUGGCGCUCUCGUCGAAGCGCUCCCUCACCGCCGCCAUCAACGGCAAUGCCGGAGGUUGCUACGGAGGAGGCGGCGUGCUGAGCAGGCGGGACCCCGGCGAGCGGUCCGGCCGGCGGUCGGACUCCCCGACGACGGGUAGGCGCGCGCCCGCCUCCCCCGGCGCGACCCACAGGCCGGCGAGCCCCGCGCGCAAGGCGGCCAAGGAGCAACGACACGGCAGCCCCGAGCCAGCCAGGCCGCGGGCCAGAGACGGCGGCGACGCCGGAUCAGGAGGAGAAGGGGAGCGCAAGAAGGUGGCGGAGGGCGAGCAGGGCGCACUGGGCCAGAACCCCUCGGUGGCCAUGGAGUGCUUCAUCUUCCUCUAGGGAUCAGAGCUAGCUAGGCAGCUAGCUGCUCUCCUCUCUCCUGCUCCGUGUCUGCUUGCUACUCUCCUUCCGUCACUCGCCCAUCUCUUGUUACUUGCUCAGUAACUUGUCGGACAUUUUCAUCGUGUCGUCAUCUCAUCGAUGGCACAUGGCAGGCUACCCAUCGCCGCUUCGCUCACUGUCGCUAA